GUCGUGAUGUUGAUGUCGGCUGUGAUGUUGAUGUUGGCUGUGAUGUGAUGUUAAUACCGGCUCGGAGUUGAUGUUGUGACGUCGGUGCUGUGAUGUUGAUGCCGUGAUGUUGUGAUGUUGAUGCCGUGAUGUUGGUACCGGCUCUGCCCUUGAUGCUGCUGGAUGCAGAAGGAGCAGCUUGAACAGAUUGCUCAGCUCCGUGCGGAGAACAAAUCACUCCAACAGAAGGUGCAGCAGGUGCAAAGGACCAAGAAGCGGCUACCUGCUGCACUGGGCGCUGCAGGAGAGCAGACGGGGCCACGUGCAGCCUCCCCCGACUCUUCCUUAGAGUUUGUGCUCCCCAGGAAGAGCACGGCGAAGCAACGGCGCCCCUCCGCCCCCGCCCGGCCGCUCGUGUCCCUGUCGCACAUCCUGUCGGAGACGGAGACGUCGGACUCUGACGGCGGGCCGGUGGACGCCGACUGGCAGCCGGGCGGCGCGGUGGCCCCGAGGCCCUCGCUGCAGCGACGCAGCAAGAGCUCCACGGCCGCUGGGUGCCGUUGUGGUGGGCGCUGUGUGAACCGGCUGUGCGGGUGUCUGCGAGCCGGCCUGGAGUGUGCCGCGUGGCGCUGCGGCUGCGACCACGACAAGUGCCGGAACCGCAGCGACGCGGGAGGGAAGAUGGCGUCCGGGAAGCUGGAGACGUCUUCAUCCUCCGACGGCUCCUUCAAGAGGGAUGAGCCCAGCGGAGUGGCCCGCCCUCCCGGGGAGUCGUUCUUCAUGGCGCCCGACGUCGCUCCGUCUCCGCAGGUGCUCAAGGAGAUGGGCGACACUGGGCUGUUGUCGGCGCUGUUGGACCCCUCGCUCAGGACGUCUCUGCUCACCAACGCCAGCCCCGCCCAAGAGCUCCACGGCGAUGGCGGCGGCGAUGGCGGCGAUGGCGGAGGCAGCGGAGGCAGUGGAGGAGGAGGAGGAGGCAAGAAGCGGCGACUCCUCGGGCUGGGCCACUCGGGGCUGCUGGCGGCCUGCUCGCCCGUGCCGCCCUUGUAGCGUCGUCACGGCGACGGCGUCGUCACGGCGACGGCGUCGUCACGGCGACGGCGUCGUCACGGCGACGUUGUUGUGGCGGCGGCGUCGUCACGGCGACGGCGUCGUCACGGCGACGGCGUCGUCACGGCGACGUCGCCGUGGCCCCGUCAGCCCGUGGCCCCUGGCCCUGCUCGGGCCCCCUUCCCCCCGGGGGGGCAAAAUUGCGAGUUGCUCGUUGGAGCGGCGCCGCUCGGCAACCGGUGGGAAGACCACCAGCGGCACUACCGCCGAGUGCCGUGCCGGACUUGGUGGUGGUGGUGUGGUUGUUGUUGUUGUGUUAGUGUUGUUGUUGUGUGUUGUUGUGAUGUUGUUGUUGUGGUGUGUUGUUGUGUG
Molecule: messenger RNA, 1401 nt
Organism: Petromyzon marinus (sea lamprey)
Lineage: Eukaryota; Metazoa; Chordata; Hyperoartia; Petromyzontiformes; Petromyzontidae
Source: RefSeq, a predicted model, not a curated record